AUGGGAGACUUUGCAUUCUUCUCCUCGUCCAUAUCCAACGUUCGCCCUCCAAUUUCCACCACCAAACCCCACGGCGCCACCAUUGACAAUGUAGGUGAAGAUGAUAUGGAAGACAACAACAUUUCCAAGGAAUUGCUAGGGAGCUAUGAACGCUUACUGCAAAGGCAAUUUCAGAAGCUGAGAUCCAAUGAUCACUACGCCCCCUGGACUGUAAUUUCUUUCGCUUGCCUAUGUUGCUUCUUUGUUUCCAGGGAUGCAUUUCCUGCAAGACCUUUCAUCAUUUUCCAACAUUUGCUCCACUCUGAUUCUGCGAACCACCAAUGGUUUUCUGGCUGUAAUAUGCAGCAUUCUGAUGUAGCAUCUCUAAUGGCAGUUCUUGCCAUGUAUCUUCUAGUUUUGAAGAAGAAAUAUCUAUUCAGUUCAUUGACUGUUAAAACUUUCUUCCAGUGGUUUAUGGCAUUAACUGCUGCCUUCCUUUCUGUGCAAUUUUUCAGCAUGGUGCACCCGUUUCUCAUUGCUGACAACCGACUCUAA
Molecule: messenger RNA, 534 nt
Organism: Fraxinus pennsylvanica
Lineage: Eukaryota; Viridiplantae; Streptophyta; Magnoliopsida; Lamiales; Oleaceae
Source: the annotation of a GenBank genome assembly